Messenger RNA from Eruca vesicaria subsp. sativa (arugula), 1365 nucleotides. The record is from the annotation of a GenBank genome assembly. NCBI's taxonomy places the organism in Eukaryota, Viridiplantae, Streptophyta, Magnoliopsida, Brassicales, Brassicaceae.
AAAAGAAGGAAGGAGAAAGAGAGAGGAGAAGUGAUUCGAAUUCGAACCGAAACAAAAGAUCAAACCUAAACCUAAUAACAGAAUCCAUAUACAUUUGAUUCCUAUGAGAUGAGAACCGGAGGCUUGUUUCUGAUGCACUCUUUAUCGUCGCCUUCUUCGACCGCAUCGCUUAACCUUAAGGAGGCUACGAAUUGGUGGUGGGACGUGAACGAAUCUCCGCUCUGGCAAGACCGUAUCUUCCACAUCCUCGCUGUUCUAUACGGCGUCGUUUCCGUCAUUGCUGUGAUUCAAUUGGUAAGAAUACAGUUGAGAGUACCAGAAUACGGAUGGACGACGCAGAAAGUCUUUCACUUUCUCAAUUUCCUUGUGAACGGAGUUCGAGCUUUAGUGUUUGUCUUCAGGAGAGAUGCACAGAACAUGCAGCCAGAGAUUCUACAACAUAUUUUGCUUGACAUUCCAAGUCUUGCUUUCUUCACUACGUAUGCGCUUCUUGUUCUCUUUUGGGCUGAGAUUUACUACCAGGCACGUGCUGUAUCUACUGAUGGAUUGAGGCCAAGUUUCUUCACUAUUAAUGCAGUUGUCUAUGUAGUUCAGAUUGUGCUUUGGUUGGUGUUGUGGUGGAAGCCUGUUCACGUUAUGGUAAUUAUUUCCAAGAUGUUCUUUGCAGGUGUGUCAUUGUUCGCGGCCCUUGGAUUUUUAUUAUAUGGAGGAAGGCUUUUCCUAAUGCUGCAACGGUUUCCAGUAGAAUCCAAAGGGAGGCGCAAUAAGCUGCAAGAGGUCGGUUACGUGACAACGAUAUGCUUUACGUGUUUCCUCAUCAGGUGUAUCAUGAUGUGCUUUAAUGCGUUUGACGAUGCAGCAGAUCUUGAUGUCUUGGAUCACCCCAUCCUAAAUUUCAUAUAUUACCUGUUGGUGGAGAUAUUGCCUUCUUCUCUGGUCCUAUUUAUCCUAAGAAAGCUUCCACCAAAACGCGGCAUCACACAGUACCAUCAGAUUCAGUGAAACUGAGAUCGUAUCCCAUGGAGAUGGAUGCAAACAAUCGAAACAUCUGAGGUAAUACAAUAAUAGAGAAAAACAUGUCAAACAGCAGAAAAUGGUGGGAACGUUAAGCAGGAGUUGGUUAAUAUCGUGUAGGUAAAUCGUGUGGGGGUUCUUGCUUUUCUUAAUAGAUAUAAUUGUACAUGUAAAGGAUUGAAGAAUGAUCAGUUGUGAUAUCUUCUUAAACUAAAUGAAUAUGGUUAACUAGUAGUAGUCUCUCUUCUUCUUAACUAAUUUCAAAGUACUGUAGUUUGGUUUCAGAAUGAGAAAUAGUUCACAUAAUUGGGAUUCAAACUUUGUGUUAUGAGACGAAUGAACGGUUUGUGC